Linum trigynum is the source of this 2510-nucleotide messenger RNA. NCBI's taxonomy places the organism in Eukaryota, Viridiplantae, Streptophyta, Magnoliopsida, Malpighiales, Linaceae. The record is from the annotation of a GenBank genome assembly.
CGCGAAGGCAAAGAAGAAUUAUGGGAUUUAUUAGGGUUUAAUUAGGGUAACCUAGGGUCAAUUAAUUACGUUUAAUUAUGGGAUUGAUUAGUGGGUUAAUUAUGAAAUUCAUUAGGUGUUUAAUUGGAUAGCAGGGAGACCCGCGCUACUAGGGUGAUAGCGGAGAUCAAAUGGACGCGGCUGGCGGUGGGAUGGAGAUAGCACAUCAAAUGGUAACCCAGGGCCUGCUGGCGCGGGAGGUUUGAUGCGAGAUUCAGAAAGGAGAUGGGUAGCCGGUUUUGUGGCUAACAUUGGUGAGGCCACGACUGCCCUUUCCGAGCUGUGGGCGUUCUUUUAUGGGCUGGUUUUGGCUUGGAAGUAUGGAAUCAGAGCUCUGAGGAUUGAGUCGGACUCUCAACUAGACAUUCAGCUUAUCAACAGUCGCCAUGAUCCGGUACACCCUUAUGCUACCUUGCUUGCGGCUAUUCGUAGGAAGCUAGGACAGGACUGGUUGGUGAACAUCACUCAUACAUACCGAGAAGGGAAUAGAGCCGCAGACUGGCUCUCGAAGCACAGUCUCGUCUAUCCCUACGAUAUGCAUGAGCUUGUGAACCAGCCUCAUGGACUAGCUUCGAUUCUUCAAGAUGACCUCAUGGGUAUCGCUUUUGAGCGCAGAGUUGUAGCUACUUCUUCUUCCUCCUCCUCUCGCCUGUAAUCUCCCUUUCCUGGCCUCUGGCCUCCUUUUAUGAAGAAAAAAAAAAAUAGGUAUUUAAUUAAGGUGACUUAGGGUCAAUUAAUUAUGGAAUUGAUUGUGUGUAAAUCUAGAUUAUGUCAAUCAUUUUUUGCCAAAAAAAAAUCGAUCUCGGAAUUUAAAAAGAUUAUAUCGCAAAAUUUUUAUUUAAAAAUUAAGACGAACUAUACAAAAAUUAACAUGAACAAAUUAUACUAAGAUGAUCAUAAAUAUAUUUUUGAGUAAAGAGAAAUUAGAAAAAAGUGAGGUCCACAUAUUUGAAAAUGGUAGUAUUGGAGCAAAAAUAAUGAAAAUGGGCAUCAUCGCCAAAUUAGGAGACGAAGGUCCCUGGCUAAUAAUUUUGUAGUAUUAUGAAAGAUUUGGCUAAUAUUUCGUAUUCUCAAAGGUUUGGCUAAUAUUUUAUAAUCCGUGAAAGGUUUGGCUAAAAAAUAGUAUUUGUCACUAUAAAUUUUUUAAAAAUAUUUUUUAAUUGACAUGGCGCUGAUGUGCCAAACAAGUGGAAUGACGAUUAGCUUAUGUGUAAUUCUGUUAAGUAUAACGUUAACGGGAAAUAAGCGUUAUGAAAUAUUUGGCUAAUAUUAUAUUUUUAAAGGUUUGGAUAAUAUUUUAGAAUCCAUGAAAGAUUUGGUUAAAAAUAAUAAUUACCUAAUAAUCAAUAUAUGGAAUACUACUUCUAUUGGAGAAGGCAUUUCUCUGCCAGAAUAAAUGCAUCCAGAUAUGCAAUUGUCUAAGAAUGAAUUUUUAAGGAACAAAAAAUUGUAAUAGUCAGAUGGGAAUGGGAAGGGUUGAACGUGGUCCGUGGGAGACUCGAGUAGCAGGGCUAGAGGCCCAUCUCAUAAAUUCAUAAUUCCGCCGCUUGUUUAGUGAAAGACUAAAUGAUCCUUCUGUGAGCUGCGCAUGAGUCAGAAAAAAUGAAUUUGAGUAGGUGUGGACUGUGGAGGAAGAAUAAGGGUGGAAAUUGGGAUGGGUGUUGUUAUCCGCUCCACAUUUUGCGGGUAACCACACCCACAAAUAUAGAAUUAUGCUAUCCACAACUCGUCCCGUAGUAGGAAGUGGUUAAUAUAGAAUUAUGCUACCCACAAUCCGUCUCACAGUGGGCAGGGCCGGCCCAUAAUAUUUCGAGGCCCUGUUCAAAAUUUUAAAAUGUGGUCCUAAAUUUUUUUCGUUGUAAAUUUAUUAAAAAUAAAAAUUAUUAAAUAAUAAUAAUAAAUACGUAAGUUUAAAAAAUGAUUAAGGCCUCUUUUCCGUGGCUCUUGGCUGCAAUAAGCAUGAUUUUGUCACAAUUAAUUAGAACAAAUAUGACUUAUUAAAGGACCAACUAAUCUAUUAACUUUCUUUUAAAUUAGGUCCAUUAACAAAUCCAUUUAAUUUCUUUUUAAUUUGGACCCACUGAAAAACUAAUCAAUUCAUUCUCUUUUAAAUUUGGCCCAUAAAUCCUUACAUGGCCCAUAUAAACGAGUUAAUAACUAUUUCUUUUAACUUAGGCCCACACGUAAUUUUCUGCCAUAUCAACGAAUUAAAAUUUUGGGCUCAUGCCAUAUAAAUGAAUCAUUAACGAGGCCCUUAAAAUUAUGAGGCCCUGUGCUGUGGGUCUGACCAGCACAUGGCCUGGCCCGGGCCUGACAGUGGGUAGUACUAUUCGCCGCGGGUUGGUUGUGGAUACCCAUAAAAAUUUUACGUUAAAUAUAUAAUAUGGUAAUUAAAUAGUGAUGUUGUAUUUCUUCUCACAUAAAAACAAAAAACAUACAUAUAUGAAAGUUAAUAAAGGGUUAAAUAAAUU